AUGAGUGCUGCAAAACCAGGAGCCGUAGCCAGCUCAAAUAGCUCUGGAGGAAACCGGAACGCACCUUCCCUUACAUCUCGUCAGGGAAAUCUUAGCAGUAACUCCCAAUGCUCCGCUGUUUCUUCAGGCUCAACCUCAGACCCUACUCCCCCUUCUGAUCCUCUGGUAACCUCCGAAAUUGGUCGUCCCACGGAUAGUUCCGCCAUCCUUUCCGGCAUCGGGCUCGGACUCGAGUCCAUGAGGGACAAAAUCAAAAGGCAGGAAAGCGCAUUCUACUCUGCUUUGCAAAUAUCAGAGCAAAACCCCGAUUUGGUGGAGUGGUCAGGUUCCCUGAGGCGCCUUCAUGUAAAGGCAAGUGAAGUGACCAAAAGAGCACUUGACAGCCUCACACAAUGGGAAGGCCUCAUGGUAGGGUCGGUGAACCUGACAUCGCCCUUAGACAAGUCUGUAGCUCAGGCAAUGUCUUCAAAAGCAGCCAGGCGUACUUUGAACUUCUUUGACGAGUGGACUAGCUAUGGCAUGGCCUGGAAUUCCAUGCUGUACAGGUAUCUGAAGAUUGAUCCAGCAUCUGCAAAGAACCUGGAUGAGCAUAUUGGGCCACAGCAGUAUCACCUAACAAACCCAUCUGAUGUAGAAGGAUAUACUUACACACACAACAAUCCUGGUUGUCGGUCUCAGCGGUGCGGGUGGUGGUUGGUGAUGGUGAAAGGAGGGUCGGUGAUGGUGGUUGUCAGGGAUGUCACGACAUGGUUCGUGACAGUCGCCCCCUCCUUAGGCGUGAACGUCCUCGUUGCAGGAAAACCAUCGUUCAUAUACCAGCUAUUGGUAGGUGGUACCGUUGUUUAA
This is a messenger RNA of Tremella mesenterica DSM 1558, 846 nucleotides long. RefSeq lists its product as uncharacterized. NCBI's taxonomy places the organism in Eukaryota, Fungi, Basidiomycota, Tremellomycetes, Tremellales, Tremellaceae. Bases 1 to 846 code for a protein of 281 amino acids. The transcript is spliced from 3 exons. The record is from RefSeq and is a predicted model, not a curated record.